This is a messenger RNA of Sphaeramia orbicularis (orbiculate cardinalfish), 1208 nucleotides long. It is a transcript of the gene psmb1, whose product is annotated as proteasome 20S subunit beta 1. NCBI's taxonomy places the organism in Eukaryota, Metazoa, Chordata, Actinopteri, Kurtiformes, Apogonidae. Gene Ontology annotation, cellular component: nucleus; cytoplasm; proteasome core complex. The record is from RefSeq and is a predicted model, not a curated record. The transcript has 6 exons. Bases 96 to 809 code for a protein of 237 amino acids.
UUGAGUAAAAGAAGAGGCUGCCAUAUUGCAGUGAUACAGCGAGUUUGACUGAGUAAAUCAACAUAUUUGCGUCUCUCUAAUAAAAAAAAAAAACAAUGUUUUCAGUUCAAACAUUUGGAGACACUGGGAAAAUGAAAGAUUACCACUACACUGGUCCAGUAGAGCACCGGUUCUCGCCAUACGCAUUCAACGGAGGAACCGUAUUAGCUGUUGCCGGGGAAGACUUUGCCAUCGUAGCCUCAGACACUCGGCUGAGUGAAGGAUACUCAAUCCACAGCCGAGACUCUCCAAAAUGCUACAAGCUGACAGACACAACCGUCAUUGGCUGCAGUGGUUUCCAUGGUGACUGCUUGACUCUGACUAAAAUCAUUGAUGCCAGACUAAAGAUGUACAAACACUCGAACAAUAAGACCAUGACGAGCGGAGCCAUUGCAGCCAUGUUGUCAACCAUUUUGUACGGCAGGAGGUUCUUCCCCUACUAUGUGUACAACAUCAUUGGAGGACUGGAUGAAGAGGGUAAGGGAGCAGUGUACAGCUUUGACCCAGUUGGCUCUUACCAGAGAGACACCUACAAGGCAGGAGGAUCAGCCAGUGCCAUGCUACAACCGCUACUCGACAACCAGAUUGGCUUCAAGAACAUGGAGGGUGUUCAGCAUGUUCCUCUGACACAGGACAAGGCUGUUCAACUCGUUAAAGAUGUCUUCAUUUCAGCCGCAGAAAGAGAUGUGUACACCGGAGAUGCCCUUCGAGUCUGUAUCAUCACCAAAGAGGGCAUCGAUGAGCAGACAGUAGCCCUGAGGAAAGACUGAGAGGGAUAUGUCACCCUUGUUUUUUCUCUUGCUGUUUUUCUCAUUUCCAUAUUUACUUUGUAGAUUUGGCCCAUGUACACCAAGUUUCUUAAAACAGGAGUGUUGGUCCAGAAGUUGCUUUUAGUGGCCUCUACUGUUGAGCUGUCCCUGGGGGCUGACUAAACAUAUCCACUCUUAUUAAUUUUUCCACAGAUUUCCCUCAUGUUUUGCCAUCAUCACAUCGUUGUGUUUGAUGUAGUAAUCUGAUUCUAGAUCAACACACCUGUUUUAAGAAAUGAGGAACACUCUUUGCUCCCCUUUGCCUAGACUCUGCCUCUGUAUGGCUUUUCACUAUGUUUUGGAAUGGAAAUACGCUGUAUUCUUUUUACAUUCUUAAUAAAUGUAAAGGAUUGAAAUGUC